This is a messenger RNA of Exophiala oligosperma, 3476 nucleotides long. RefSeq lists its product as uncharacterized. Gene Ontology annotation, biological process: microtubule-based movement. The transcript is spliced from 2 exons. The coding region runs from base 183 to 3209 and encodes 1008 amino acids. NCBI's taxonomy places the organism in Eukaryota, Fungi, Ascomycota, Eurotiomycetes, Chaetothyriales, Herpotrichiellaceae. The record is from RefSeq and is a predicted model, not a curated record. Gene Ontology annotation, molecular function: microtubule motor activity; ATP binding; microtubule binding.
GCCUUCAACCGCAGGCAACUGACGUCGACUGUCCACAGCUUGUUAUUCGUGUUUUCGAGGCAUUCGCGUCAAUACCCGCUCGUUUUGUACUUUUAGAAGGGCCACCACUUUUUCCAUGGUUCCCUGACUUUUAUUUCUCUCUAGGGCCUGGAGGUAAACAAAUAGCGAGAACAACAACAGCCAUGGCUUCGUCUGGCGGUGCUUCCUCGAUCUCGGUCACGGUCCGAGUCCGACCUUUCACAAUCAGAGAAGCUGCUCAAUUGACAAAAUGCGACGAGACGACUAUCUUUCUGGGCGACGGUUCGCUGGCGGCCGCACCAACACCCAAGCUGUCACAAAAGGGCAUCCGGCCAGUGAUCAAGGUGGUGGACGAGAAAUGUUUAGUGUUCGAUCCUCCCGAAGACAAUCCAGUACAGAAAUUCUCUCGCUCCCUCGUCCCUUCCGGUAAGCGAGUGAAAGACCAAACCUUUGGUUUCGACAGAAUCUUUGAUGAAAAUGCGUCCCAAGGGGAAGUGUACGAGUCAACCACUAGGCCACUGCUGGACAGUGUUUUGGACGGCUACAAUGCGACGGUCUUCGCCUACGGUGCCACAGGGUGUGGCAAGACGCACACCAUUACGGGUACGGUUCAACAACCAGGCAUCAUCUUCCUUACCAUGCAAGAGCUCUUUGAAAGAGUGUCAGAACUGUCAUCCGAGAAGGUCACCGAUAUUUCCUUGUCAUACCUCGAGAUUUAUAACGAGACGAUCCGCGAUCUGCUGGUGCCGAGCAAUGUAAAAGGAGGUCUCAUGUUGAGAGAGGAUGCGAACCAAACAGUAUCCGUUGCAGGGCUAUCUAGUCACCACCCACAGAAUGUACAAGAGGUCAUGGACAUGAUCAUGCAAGGAAAUGAGAUGCGGACAAUGUCACCCACCGAAGCUAAUGCUACCUCUUCCCGUUCCCACGCAGUACUUCAAAUCAAUGUUGCCCAAAAAGAUAAAAAUGCUGGCAUCGAGGAACCUCACACCAUGGCAACCUUAAGCAUCAUCGACCUGGCCGGAAGCGAAAGAGCUAGUGCAACGAAAAAUAGAGGAGAACGACUAUUGGAGGGUGCCAACAUAAACAAGUCUCUUCUCGCUCUCGGCAGCUGCAUCAACGCUCUCUGUGACCCUCGGAAACGCAAUCAUGUUCCUUAUCGAAACUCCAAGCUGACACGCCUGCUCAAAUUUUCUCUUGGAGGGAAUUGCAAGACUGUGAUGAUUGUGUGCGUCAGCCCUUCCAGUGCACAUUUCGAUGAGACCCAGAAUACCCUAAGAUACGCCAAUAGGGCAAAGAAUAUCCAGACCAAAGUCACCCGUAAUGUGUACAAUGUCAAUCGACACGUCAAGGACUUCCUCGUCAAGAUUGACGAGCAGAUGGCUCUCAUCAAUGAAUUGAAGGCCCAACAAAAGGACUACGAGGCUGUAGCAUUUGCCAAAUUCAAGAAGCUAAACGAGAAAAAGGAAACCAUCGCAAGGGAGGGAGUGCAGAGAAUCAGAAGUGCAUACGAACAUUCUGCCAUCGAGAGACAAGAGCGAACCAACAAUAUGAUCAAGUUGAAGCAGUUGGGACGACGUAUCGCCAUGUUAUCUGCAUGGAUCACAGCCUUCGAUACUGUCUGCGAUGCGCUCGAGGACGAAGAGCCUUUGAAAAACAUGCACGCCAUCAAGAAGACUGCUCAAGGAAUCAUGAUGGAACUGGAGAGUGGCCGUCACCACUGCCAGCAAAAAGUCUCAAAGAACGCGUGGGAUCGAGGCAUGAACACUGCACUAGACCACUCUUUGAAGCAACUUUGCGAAGUUGAUACUGGAGACAUGACCGACUCCGAGAUGUUGCGUCGCGAAGUCGAGAUGCUGAAGCUGACAGCUGAACGCGAGACACUUUCGGCUAUCAAUGAAUCCGAAAAGACAGGCGAUGCGGCUACCAUUCAGGUUUUACUGCAAGCCCACUUCGAAACGAUCUCGGCCAUCGAAAACUUGAAUAGGAUGAACGUCGACGAAGCCGUCGAAGCCGCAACACAGAUUCUUGGAAAGAUGCUCAAGUCAGCCUCGGGUGCUGCUUCGUACAUCGUGAAGCCUGACGGCAGCCUCGCCCCAGUCGAAGCAUUCGCACCCUCUAAGACUGGCACUCCUAAAAGACGUAGGCAGAAUCUGAACAACUCUGUGCUUGAGCUCAGCCCUCUUCGACCCAGCAUGGCGUCUGCUAUCCCCAUGCACGUCAUGCACUCACCGCCCAAGGCAUCUCCCAAACGACGAGGAUUACUCGGCAGCGCGAAGAAGGGCGUGUCCUUUACUCCAAAGAAGCGAAAGUCUCCCACCAAGGUAAAGCGAGCGGUUAGAUGGCGAGAUGAUACCGAGGAUGGUACAUUGGCUGAGUUCGAGAAGACCCCUCAGAAGCUUGCAACAUCUUCACCUGAGGAGUCGACUACAGAGAUUGCCGUCCCACAAGACUCCGACCUGACCGCCUCCCUGGGACAGGCCCGAGAUCAGUCUCCAGGAUCGUCUCCAAUCCCACCACCACCUGAAUCGCAACUAGCGGUGCAACCGAAGAACAGUCGGUUCCAAGCAGGUUUCUUGUCUAAGAAAUAUGAUGGUUCACCAUUGGGAUCCAUGCCGCCGCCUAGGAUGACCCCACUUUCGUCUUCAGAUAGUGAGACUUCGCCUCUCAGAGAGAUUGAUCCUAGCAAAGCGACAAAUCGACGCUCUUUGACUCCGUCUAAUAAGCACGUUCUCGAUAUCGGCACCGACAGUUCCAGCAACCCGUCGUCAGACACGGAGAACCAGAACAACCCCAACAAAGACGAAGUCAUGAAGAUCCGUGAGGCAGUUAGGCGCUCAAGCUCGGUUCGUCGCUCUGGGAUCGGCUCUCGUACUCAACGCAGACGAUCUCCGACAGCGGCGACGGGCAUCUCGGGAUCUCCACCUAAUGACAGUAUGUUUGCUGCUGGCCAUGUUAGAAGGAUGGUCCUGGGCAAGACCGACAAAGAGAAUGAGUGGAAAGUUGGUGUGUUGAGCCCUCGUGUGUCUGGUAUUGUCAGGGACUCGAAGAGCCUCAGCAUGAAUUCGGCCCGACGAACAACUAUGAAUGGCGAUGCGAGAUCGACACCCAUCAGCAAUGAUCGUAAUGGAGUUAGAAUGGGUUCGACUUCAAGGGGAAGUCUGAUGCCCAAUGGAAAGGCUGUCUGGCGUUGAUGGGUGUCCCAAAAGCAAAAACUUAGAAUCGGAUCGUUCAUGGAUUCUUGUCUUUUUCUUCGGUUUUGGCAUUCUUGGGCGUCUCAAGGACGGAUGAAGGGACCAGAGGCCUUGGUAUGGGCUGCGCAUCUUUGACCGGAGUCGACAUGAUGUUCACCUUCAACAACAGCGCCACCAGGGGGCCCUUGUAAUUAGUAGCGGUCUGCUCAUGUUCGAGUUUUAGAACAAGACCUUUUAUGACUAACGAUAAGUCUUUUUGCUUGGAAU